GCGCAGCUGUGGCAGCAUACGUGCAUGCAUUUGACUUGCGUCACUCUCCCUCCCCCGCACCUGAUUCGUCAUACGUCGCACGCGAGCGAUAGCAAUUGAGCCGCAGUAGGUAACAUGUGCGCUUUCUUAGGUUAUUGUUGUCGAAUUGCGAUCAUGUCUACUGAUCACUGUAUUUUCUUUCGAAACGAAUUAUUUUCGAGGGGCUAAGGGCGGAAAGCGUGUUUAGUGACCCUACUGCGCUCUUGUGUGCGAGUUGUGUACUAUAGUUAUCACAAUGGCUUCCGUAAAAGACACUGCAACUUUCUUUGCUAAAGGAACUUCGAAUCAAUUUGAGCAUGUUUUGAAGUUAUACCCUCAAGCUUUACGUUUACGUGCUGAUAAGAAGACUAAGAAACCGGAAGAACUGAUAAAGUUGGAUAACUGGUAUCAGAAUGAGUUACCAAAAAAGAUUAAAUCACGGGGAAAAGAUGCCCACUUAAGUCAUGAAGAAUUAGUUCAAACCAUGAAAUGGAAACAAACUAGAGGGAAGUUUUAUCCACAGCUGUCAUACCUGGUAAAAGUCAAUACACCGCGUGCUGUGAUGAUGGAGACCAAAAAAGCCUUCCGCAAACUUCCCAAUCUGGAACAGGCUAUCACAGCCCUCAGCAAUCUGAAAGGCGUAGGCACCACAAUGGCCUCAGCUCUGCUGGCAGCGGCAGCUCCUGAUCAAGCUCCUUUCAUGGCUGAUGAAUGCUUGAUGGCUAUCCCAGAGAUAGAGGGAAUUGACUACACUACCAAGGAAUAUCUAAACUUUGUUCAGCAUAUUCAGUCAACUGUGGAAAGAUUGAAUAAAGAGAGCACCAAUGGUUCCACUGGUACGUGGAAUCCUCAUCAAGUGGAACUGGCCUUGUGGACUCAUUAUGUAGCCUCAGAGUUGAAACCUGAUCUACUCGAUAAUAUCCCAAGUCCUGCAGAGAAUGGAACUGCAACUCAUUAUGAGCAGAAGAACGGAGAAUCAGAAAUUAAGACACAGGAUGGGGAGCAGAGCUCAGACGAGAGUACCCGUGAUUCUGCUAAUGGUAAACAUCCGGUAGAUGGUGUAGCAGAUGACACCACAUCGUUCACAGAAGAUUCUAUGGACAAACCAGCCACACCAGCAGAUAAUGGUGCCGUUGGCCCAGGAUCUGUAACAGCAGUGGACGAGAACACCAACGAUUCAGCUGCAAGCUGUGGUGCUGAGCCUGCAGCUCCUGCUGAAGAUGAGGAAACCAGCAGCAGUCUGGAGGAGCCCCCCGCCAAGAAGACAAAAGUGGAUGAAGAGGAGGAAGAAAAGUGACCGAUGUACCGUAUUUUUUAUUGAAAUGUUUGCUGACUCCUAGUAAGACAGUGGUCAUCACUCUUACACUAUGGUUGGAAAAAGUUCUUUUUUUAAUUUAAUACAGCAGUAUCGUGGAAAUUACCGCAAGGAUUAUUGUACCAUUCAGUGAUGCUCAGUACCCGGUACUAGCAGUGAAGGGAACUCGAACAAUUAAUUUUCUUUCUCUAACGGUGUUUUGUUUAUGAAAUGCCACACACUCAUCCAUUUGUUCAUUAUCAUAUCACCCCAUUGAUAGUCUCACAAUGCUGUAAGUACAGUACAUAUAUAGUUCAUACAUAGUUUUGUAGUGCCGUUAUACAUUGCAGACGUGCAGAAGCCAGUUUUUCUUUAUCUGGUGCAUACACGGAGCCCACAACAACCGGAGCAGACAUUUAAAAAUUUUAUGUUAAUAAUUUUUAAUGUAAUUUUUGUUUUUGAUUUUCUACAGACUUUUAAAGGGUCAUGUGUGACAUGGUGUGUCACACUGAUGCUAACAAACCAAAAAUGUCCUAAUUUAUGGACAAAAUGAGGGGAUUCUUUUCUCUUUCAUUUUACAGUAGGUUUUUCAUUUGUGUAUACUCAACAUUCCAAGGUAAAUGUGCAAGAGGGUAGGGUAUCUGGACUUCACACUUGUAUUUAUGUCCAGCUGCCCCAGUGCCCACAGCUCUCUCUACCAACAACUCGCCAUGCUCUGUCGAACAUUUGCCAGGUGAAGGUGUGAUAUUUUGAAGCUAAAUUAAACUUUGCAAUUGCAACUAGAUUUUUUUUCUUUUUUUUUUUUUCCAAUCUUGUGGUGAAAUACAAAGGUAGUGCUGGGACUCCUUGUAGUAUUUCUAUAGUAGUUCAUCUUUGUGGGUGAGGUGGGAUUUUAUUUUCACCGUUUUGUGUUUGCAGCUGUAGGGAACCUGUUAGCUGUGCUUGCUCUGGCGUGAUAUGUAUAUUUUGGUCGUGUGUUUGAAAGCGUCAAGAGGGCUCAAGGAAUAUUCCCCAAUCUUUAUAUAAACAGCUGUUUGCACAGCACCCCGCUCAGGUGCUAGGAAGUGUUAAACCCAAGCUCUGCCUCAGGUGAAUUGAAGUUGGAAAUCCAGUUGUGAAUAAGUGAAAUGUAUGAUUUUCUUUGGUUUAUUGAUGAAUAUUCUGUUAGAAACUUCAAUUUUAUUCUCAAAAUUCCAGAGACUGUUUCAAUGUUCUGAUUUUCCAUGAGAAUUCAAUGUGCAAAAAUAUUUUUAUACAGAUUGUUCACUGGUGAAGACUUUGAUUUUAAUGAUAAGUGAACCAUAUCAUGCUUGCCAAACAAAGCCUGUGGUCUUGCACUUCUCCAAAACAGAAAUUAGCCUUUUCAUAGCUGGUCUGGAGAGUGCGGAGGUGAGAGCCCUUACCCACUCCCCCUCAGGGCCAGUGUUCAAGAUGCAGAAGUUGAGUGAGAGAGAUCCCUGCUGUGCCUUCAGACCGAGCAUACAGCCCUCAGUGUUCGUGAAUCACUGCUGGCCCGGGCUGCAGGGAGCCGCAAUGCGUGUGCAGUUCUGGUUAGCAGAGUUGCCACCCAGUAGACUCCCGAGCAAAACUGACCCUCUGUAGAAAUGUUGAGUAUUGUGUGUUGUGUAGAGUGAUCGAAUAUCUGUGUGCUGAUGGUAAUCACUUGAUGCAGUUGCUGCCCUCGAGUACAAACAUACAAAUCAUAAUAAGCCAACUGAACAUACGAGUGCAUGAUCUGAUGCACAGCCUGCUUAGGGUACCCCACCCAUCUGCAAUAAUAAUGGCUGAACACCCCAGCUUUGACAUUCCCAAAUAACUUAAAUUUAUUGAAUAGUGCUUGGGAUGGGACUGCUCCUGCGGUUCCCUGCUGGGUUGGGAACUUUGGGGGCUGUUCUGUUCUGGCAUUCAACCUAAGUGCUCAGGCUUAUUUCUGUUUGCUUUCUGUGGUUUAUGCCAAUUCUUUUUGUCUCUCUCUUGGGGAUAGCUGCACAAACCCUCGACUGUUUCCAAGCACCUGGCCUGCUGCGGUGCCCUUACCGACUGGGAGGGAUGGGCCCCACUACCUGCAUGCCUUGGGUCCCUUCCUGUAGCCUGACCUAUAGACUGAUUAAGUAGGGGAUGUUUCUGGGGGCGUCCUUGUUUUUAUGUAGAGCAAGUAAUAUCUGACAUUGCCAUUCUCUGAAACAAAUUGCCUUUAGACAUUUUUCACAGGUGCAUACCUUUUACUCAUCUUGAAAGGACACGAUUAUGAGUUGAAAUGAACUGUAAAAAGGUAUUUAAGUAUCAACUAAUGUAUGAAAAAAAAUCAAAAUGAAAAAAAAUUCCGUAUCAUGUACUAUUUUUUAUAUUUUAUGACAUUGUAGGUAGUGUUCAAUUGUUCAUGAUUCUCAACAUUAUGCUAGCUGUAGUCUGUAGCAGGCUGGGACAGCAUCACCAUAUAUUCACUCAAUGGCCUUACACAGAGUUUUGAAUGUUUCAUAAACUGAGUCACUGUUAACUUUGGUUAGUUGAUUGUGGUUUAGAAAUUCAGAGCCAUUCUGAUUAAAGUGAAGUUGAGUAAAUAAACUACAUCAUCCACUGAUAAUACCAUUUAAUUUAUGAAAAUAUACUGUAAUUUAUACUUGAUGUACUGCUGCAAUUUACCUCCUUGUGGCCCUGCCUCCUAUUUCUUUGCCAAAUCCUUGCACUGGGUAUGCUCUCUUUGAGAUGUGAAUUAUCAAAACUUGCAUGCUCUAGGAAGGGUGCUGUAAAUUAUAUAAAGCAUAAUGUCCUGUAAAUAGUAUAUUUGUACUUUUAACUUGCAAGUGGAAAUUCUACAAUAUUAUUUCUGUUACAAUUGAAGAAAGGCAGUACAUUAUUACAAAUAACAUGGCAACAACAAUACACAAAUAUAAAGACUGCCAUUAGGAAACAGGAUAUUUCAACAACGUUGCUAAAUGCUGUACAAAUGGAAACAUUGAGCCCUGCAGGUUUAUACAUUGAUGCAUAACAGUUAUUAUUGCAGGGAGGGACAGAGAAAAUAAGGAAAUGAUUAAUUCAUAUACGCAUCGCUACUUCUAUGGUGGAGAAUUGUUCAUAAGGAGAUGGGCAAUAUAUAGCAUUUUUCGAGCAUUUCCACGUAAUACUAUUAUAACAAUUACGAUAGGAGAGGACGGGUCAUCAAUAGAAAUGCCGCGAAAUUUGCUUGGUACGAGUUACGUAAGCACAUUGCGACGCGAGACUUCAAAUUUCGGCCCCCGAUUUUUAUGACCUUGGUGCCGCUAACCUUCACGAAAACAGUGCUCAUUACGCUAAUCCCUGCAUACCUCGCCUGAUCGUCCCAACGAAUCGUAUAAGGGUCCAUCAUUUAUUGUUGCGCUACAGUGCGUUUGCACAUAAACCGCGCGAACGUGUGAGAAACUGAUUUUGUACUUGCUCUUUAAAUGGACGAGGAAACGUAUAUAACGCGAGUAGUGCGGUUUACUUGUAAUUAUGGUAUCAUCUAACAGUGCUAUCGUCGUCCGCCGAGUCUUUGGCCGUGAGGACGGAGUCCUCUACAGAAAUUCCGCGUGGGGGGACUAGCAUGCGCAAAAGCUACAAAGUAUCGAACCAAUAACUGAAAAAAAUUGCUUUCCACUGACGAGUAACAAAAAUUUUUCAAGUAAUAUACUUUCAUGGACUUCGGGAUUCGCGAAAUAAUGGAUAUUUAUUGUCACGAGGCGUAGAGAAAAUACCAGAUAUCUUGAACAAGCCGUGAUUUUUGAUAGAAUUGUUUAAGAAAGAUUGCUUUUUCGCAUAUGUGUUGUAUGAAAAAUUUUAUUACUGGACGUAUGUGUAUCAUAAACUAAAUAUACGCGAGGUUCAUUGCUAUUAUAAAUACCUCUACGUAAUGACGACCGCUCUUGUGUAUGAUUCGGGGUUUCAACAUCCAAAUGAAGGUAGAGGAACGGGAUAAAAUAUCUGAAGGAAACAAUUAUCAACGUGGCGCUACGAAACAGAAUAGGUUCGAUGCUAUGAUCUAGGAUGCUCGGUACGUCUGAGGGGUGCUCCUAUUUGCCCCGCUGGAGUUGCUACUGGACGUUGCGGCUGCGGCUGACUAUUAGGGUCGGAUUGAGACAUUGCAGGCCCUUGAGCUGGCUCUAAGUGCUAUGAGGAUCCGAAAAAAGAGAGACUUCCAAUAAUAUUUGAUUAGAGUGUUACGAAUUUAUACAAUCACUUUUCCUUCCAGUAACGGGUGCGAGUGUGGGCCACGGGUACAUCCCUCCCUCCCUAAACCAACAUUUUUUUGUUGUUGUAAUUUUCUCCAAAUUACUGAACAUGGUAACCGAAUAUAGAUCUCAUCAGAUCCAUAAUAUUCUCAUAAUUAAUGUACAUUUAAAAAAAUGUCAAGCUAACAAUUAAAAAAAUAUUACUCAAAAAUAUUUAUGGAAGCUCCUUACCGACCCCCACCCCCACCCGUAAUGCUUUCUGGACCAGCCCGUUUCCGCUCCUCAUUCAUGAGUCAUCCAGUGUGCACGGCUACGUCACCCGGAAUCUCCCGUAUCUGUAUUUUAAUGAAUGAACGUGCGUAUGGAGGUCUCCCAAGUGGGCGUGACCCAGUCUCAAUGCCUCCAUCCGACCCUGGACGCUACGUUAGGGAUGCGACACCGCCAACAAAACAUCGCUGUUUCUGAACAACUGUGUCGCCCUAAAACCAUCGAUUUUUUAAAAAUCUGCGUUAGUGACCAUGUUUA
Molecule: messenger RNA, 6024 nt
Organism: Gryllus bimaculatus (two-spotted cricket)
Lineage: Eukaryota; Metazoa; Arthropoda; Insecta; Orthoptera; Gryllidae
Source: the annotation of a GenBank genome assembly